Molecule: messenger RNA, 831 nt
Organism: Cooperia oncophora
Lineage: Eukaryota; Metazoa; Nematoda; Chromadorea; Rhabditida; Trichostrongylidae
Source: the annotation of a GenBank genome assembly
AUGCAGCAAAGAAUCUCAUGUGUGCUGGUAGACAAGCCAAAACCUGCUCUAGCACGUAGAGCUCUGGUUUACAUUGAGUAUUCGUCAAUUUCCGACGUUAAUAUAGCUGAACAAACUCGCCUCUGCUACGACGCUGCGUUUAGUGCAGCGUGGCGAAUUGCUGCACAGCUUCUUUCUAAGGCUGCGCCCAUCGGCGUCAAAUGUAGGGACAGGGUAGAGAGACUCCUUCAACGACUUUUUCGUCGGCGCAAUCUGUCCAGAAUCACCUCAUUUCUCCCUAUUCUCACUUGGCUGCCACACUACGACUGGUCCCAUUCGUUCUUCGGCGAUCUCUCAGGAGGACUCACAAUGGCCGUAUUUUCAGUACCACAAGUUAAGUUUCCCUCAAAUCAAAGUCUUUGGUUACCAGCUGUUGAUGCACGUGCUUGGCUGUCAUGGACAGCACACCGAUCAAAACUUAGCAGCACAUAUGUUGGCGGGCCGCCACAUCAAUCCACACAACCAGCGACUGAUCCUAACUUGAUACUACUCUUUAAAAGUAUUGCUCUUGCUGGAAUUACUGGAGUACCACCUGUUUACGGCUUGUACACAGCAAUUUUUCCAUCGUUCCUCUACAUCUUUUUCGGUACAUCAAAACAUAAUGCUCUAGGUGGAUUUGCUGUUCUAUCUCUCAUGACACACACGGCUAUUGAGAAGGUGAUGAUGAGGACAGCGAUCAGCUACAAUGCUACUUCGUACGUGAAUCACACAAUAGAAGAGCUAGACCCAACGUUGGACGGCCUCAACGGGACUUCGGUGUGGGUAACUUUACCAGAGUUAUUAUACAAAUGA